This is a messenger RNA of Striga hermonthica, 2571 nucleotides long. The record is from the annotation of a GenBank genome assembly. Lineage: Eukaryota; Viridiplantae; Streptophyta; Magnoliopsida; Lamiales; Orobanchaceae.
AUGGCCUCAAAUUCCGGGGACAGUCCCACUCUCCGAUCGCGAGUGAUAACUACGCGCCGAGACUCCGAAGUCCAGCUCAAUUUUGAGCCCAAACGAGAUACAUAUGGAUUUACUGUGAGACCUCAACAUAUUCAUAGAUAUCGCGAGUACGCCAGUAUCUAUAAGGAGGAAGAAGAAGAGAGACUGCAAAAGUGGACGAGUUUUCUUGAGCAGCACGCGAAAUUUACUAAUGAAUGUCUUUCUACUGAAGGGGAAAAUGUUAGACCUGUGGUUUCCGAGCUUACCGAGCAGCCAACUGGUUAUUCUCAAACAGUAAAUGGAGAAAAGAAGGAUGAUUCAACUCAUGAAAAAACGGAGGAUCCUGAAGUGGCAGCUACGAUUACCAAGCCAGUUGAAAAAGUGAAUGAUGACCCUGAAGGGGCAGCUACUAAAACCGAGCCAGUUAAAAAGGUGAAUGAUGAUACAGGUGAAAAGAGGUCAGUUCCCGAUACCCAGGAGGCCAAGGAAGCGGGAACAAUCAAGCAUGGAAAAUUCCGUGAGGUGCAGACAUGGGCUAAAAUUAGUCCAUCUUUGAAUGCCAUUGAGCAUAUGAUGAGUUUGUGUAUAAAGAAGAGAAAUAAUGUGGCUGCGGAGACAAAAUCUACUCGAAAUCAUCUUCCAUCGAUUGAUGAGGGGCCAUCGGGAGAAGAAUCCGAAGAUAAUGAGAAGGAUGUAUCCAAUGACAAUGAGAUGGCUGAUAAUGCAGGUAUUCCUGCAAUGGAAAGUAGUGAUGCUGAUGGAAUGUCUCCAGAAAAAUUUUUACCUUGGAAGGAAGAACUGGAGUUUCUUGUUCGAGGAGGAGUGCCAAAGGAUCUUAGAGGAGAGGUGUGGCAAGCCUUUGUUGGUGUUAGAACUCGUUGGGUGGAAAGCUAUUACCAGGAUUUGCUGGAUACAGAUAGUGGCUCUAGUGAUGGAAAAGAGCAUGAUAAAAUGUCAUCGGGAGAUAAUAGGACGCAACCCAGCUGGAAGAAAUAUGAUGUUCCAGAAAAGUGGAAAAAGCAGAUUGAGAAGGACUUGCCACGAACAUUUCCAGGGCAUCCAGCAUUAAACGACAAUGGCAGAAAUUCACUAAGGCGUGUACUUUUGGCAUAUGCGCGGCAUAACCCCUCCGUUGGGUAUUGCCAGGCAAUGAAUUUCUUUGCUGGCUUGCUACUGUUGAUGAUGCCUGAGGAAAAUGCAUUUUGGACAUUGGUGGGCAUUAUGGAUGACUAUUUUGAAGGCUAUUUCUCACAAGAAAUGACAGAAUCCCAGGUUGAUCAGCUUGUUUUUGAGGACUUGAUGCGUGAAAGGUUUCCAAAACUUGUGAAUCAUCUUGAUUACUUGGGAGUGGAGGUGGCAUGGAUUUCUGGUCCUUGGUUCCUUUCGAUAUUUGUAAAUAUACUUCCAUGGGAAAGCGUUCUUCGAUUAUGGGAUGUGCUCUUAUUUGAAGGAAACCGUGUCAUGCUCUUCCGAAGUGCACUUGCUUUGAUGGAUUUAUAUGGACCUGCUGUAGUUACAACUAAGGAUGCUGGAGAUGCUAUAACCUUAUUUCAAACACUCACCGGCUCCACAUUUGACAGCAGCCAACUUGUCUUGACUGCCUGCAUUGGUUUCUUGACCAUAAAUGAAGAUCGCCUGCAAGAACUUAGAGAGAAGCAUAGACCGGCUGUACUCACAGCAGCUGAGGAAAGAGAUAAAGGCGGUCGAGCUUCCAAAGAUCCAAAGGGUCUUGCAACUAAGCUAUACAGUUUCAAGCACAAUCGAUCAAUGGUAAUAGAAAAAAAUACUGAAGCAGAAUUAGGUGAUAAGAAAGAUCCCAGAGAAAGAUUUGACGCAGAUUAUCAUGCUGCCGACGUAGAAGAAUUUCUAAAAGGCAUGACCAUCGAUUCUGAAGUAGAUUCUCUUCCAGAUCUUCAGGAACAAGUAGUUUGGUUGAAGGUUGAGCUGUGUAGGUUGCUGGAGGAGAAGAGAUCUGCUAUGCUCAGGGCUGAAGAAUUAGAAGCUGCGCUGAUGGAAAUGGUUGAAAAGGAUAACCGAAGGGAACUGAGUGCAAUGGUUGAACAGUUGGAGCAAGAAGUUGCUGAACUACGGCAGGCUCUGGCUGAUAAGAAAGAAGAGGAGAAAGCCCUUGUUCAGGUUUUGAUGAAAGUUGAGCAAGAACAGAGGAUAAUUGAAGAUGCUCGGCGUUUUGCAGAGCAAGAGGCUGCUGCUCAGAGACAUGCAGUGCAUGUUCUUCAGGAAAAGUAUGACAAAGCCAUGGCAGAUCUUGCUCAGAUGGAAAAACGGGCUGUUAUGGCCGAAUCAAUGUUGGAAGCAACACUACAGUAUGAAUCCGGUCAGAGUAAAGCCUUAUCUUCCCCAAGGGUUGGACGUGUAGAUUCCCCAAAGGAUACAACAAAGAGGACAGGUCUACUCUCGUUUGGCCUGGGCUGGCGAGAUCGGAACAAGGGAAAAUCAAGUAACGACGUGGCAGCCACCGUUGAUAGCAGACUCAAAAAUGAAGGAUCAAAUACGAGCAAUACAAAUGGUGACACAGAUGGCCAUCAACAAUAG